Cuscuta europaea is the source of this 1220-nucleotide messenger RNA. The record is from the annotation of a GenBank genome assembly. NCBI's taxonomy places the organism in Eukaryota, Viridiplantae, Streptophyta, Magnoliopsida, Solanales, Convolvulaceae.
CCGAAGUUUGAUUGGGAGUCUACUCUACUUAACGGCUACGAGGCCGGACAUCAUGUAUGCUACAAGUUUGCUCUCGAGGUUCAUGGAAAGUCCAACUGAGACUCAUUAUGGAGCGGCAAAGAGACUCCUUAGGUAUCUACAAGGAACCAUCAAUUAUGGUAUUUGGUACAAAACAACUCCUGACUCACGACUAACUGGAUAUUGCGACAGUGAUUGGGCUGGAUCUCAAGAUGACAUGAAAAGCACCUCCGGUUACGCAUUUAAGCUGGGUUCGGGAAUUUUCUCAUGGGGAUCAAAGAAGCAAGAUUCUGUUGCACUAUCUUCAGCCGAAGCCGAGUAUGUUGCAGCAGCCGGAGCAGCUUGCCAAGCUAUAUGGCUAAAAAGAAUAUUAGAAGACAUGGGAGAAUUGCAAAGUUCUGCGACUCAAAUAUUUUGCGACAACAAGUCAGCUAUUGCGAUGGCUAAAAAUCCAAUUCAGCACAAUCGUACUAAGCACAUCGAUAUCAAGUAUCACUUCUUGAGAGAUGUCCAAGCAAAGGGGCAUAUUGAGAUGAAGUACUGCCCAACAGAAGAACAAUUGGCAGAUAUUUUCACGAAUGCCCUGCCAAGAGACAGAUUCCAGUUUCUGCGAAGAAUGCUUGGAGUCACCGACAAAUGCAUCAAGGAGGAGUAUUAAAUAGUGAUGCAUUUAUCUAGAAUAUUCUAUGUAGAAAAGGCUAGAGAUGAUCUAGAGAGUUAAAGGUAGAAAGUAUUCUAGAAAAUUCUCUACUAGAGAAUUCUUAUGUAAAAUCUAGAGUAAUUAGACAUAGAUGUAGAAUACUCUAGAAUCAUAGCAUUUAAUAAGGAUCUAGAAUGAUCCUCUAGCUCCUAUAAAUAGGACUCAUUGUACUCAUUUUCAAACCAAGCAAAAACCAAGAAACAUCAAUACAAUACUACUUAUCUAGAGACAAGAGCUCUCCUCUAAAACACAUCAUCUACAUUACACCUCACUAAAAUCACUUAUUCUACUCAUACAACCAACAACCUCUUCUAUUUUCUAACAAGGACCCAUUCCAUGAGCCAUGAUCUUGGGAAGAGUGGGGCUUGCCGGUGGUUGGAUGAUGGGAGGGAGGGGGUCACGGUUGUAUUGGCUUCUAAGAAUGAAGGUGGGGGAUUGAAGCCCAAUAAAUUAAUAUGGUGUAGGUAGAUGGUUAUCUUACAGAGUAAAUGACAAAACAGAG